AGAAUAGUACAGGGUUUAUUUUGUAAAAUGUGAUCGAUGUUCAUUUGACGAUGGUGGUGGGUUAGUAGACAAAACGACGUCUCGGAGAUUGAAAUUACAGAUCGUGUCUCUCUGCUCUCUUCCUUCAAAAUCCGAUUUCAGACAACCUGUUUUUACUCCGACACAAGAUUUCAACUUUUUAAAGUGUACUUUGAAUCCCAAGCUAAGAGUAGUGCCUGCACAAGUGGAGAGUAACUGCAUCAAGUAUAAGUUCAAAGACAGAUGUCUCAACUGAUGGCUGAUACAAGUUCAAGGACUGAUGUCUCAACUGAUGGCGACACAGAUCCUAGAGAUCUGGGGGUUAGCUCUCUGAUAGAGGGCAAACGAUGCUUGCGGUUGCUUCUGAUUCCAGUGGAUCAAAGGAUAAGUUAGAUCAGAAGACUCUGCGUAGGCUUGCUCAAAAUCGAGAGGCAGCAAGGAAAAGCAGACUGAGGAAGAAGGCUUAUGUUCAGCAGCUGGAGAACAGCCGGUUGAAGCUGACUCAACUUGAACAGGAGCUGCAACGAGCAAGGCAACAGGGGGUUUUCAUCUCAAGCUCAGGAGACCAAGCCCAUUCUACUGGUGGAAAUGGGGCUUUGGCAUUUGACGCCGAACAUUCAAGAUGGCUUGAAGAAAAGAACAGGCAAAUGAACGAGCUGAGAUCUGCUCUGAACGCUCACGCAGGCGAUGCUGAGCUCCUGAUAAUUGUGGACGGAGUGAUGACUCACUACGAGGAGCUUUUCAGGAUCAAGAGCAACGCAGCCAAGAAUGAUGUCUUCCACUUACUCUCCGGAAUGUGGAAAACACCAGCCGAGAGAUGUUUCUUGUGGCUUGGCGGGUUUCGUUCAUCCGAACUUCUCAAGCUUCUUGCGAAUCAGCUGGAGCCAAUGACGGAGCGACAGGUAAUGGGCUUAAAUAGCUUGCAGCAGACGUCUCAGCAGGCUGAGGAUGCGUUGUCUCAAGGGAUGGAGAGUUUACAGCAGUCGUUAGCUGAUACUUUAUCUAGUGGAACUCUUGGUUCAAGUUCAUCUGAUAAUGUUGCGAGCUAUAUGGGUCAGAUGGCAAUGGCGAUGGGGCAGUUAGGUACAUUGGAAGGAUUCAUCCGACAGGCUGAUAACUUGAGGCUGCAAACACUGCAACAGAUGAUUAGAGUGUUGACAACGCGCCAGUCAGCUCGUGCUCUUCUUGCUAUACAUGAUUAUACGUCUCGACUACGUGCUCUUAGCUCCUUGUGGCUUGCCCGGCCAAGAGAGUGAACACACAAGCAUUUUGCGCAGCUCUAUACAUAAUCUUGCAAACUCAAUUCGGUAAAGGAUACUCCUUCCAAGAGAUCACAAAGCAAAAGGCCUUCUUCUCAGAUUCUUACCAAAGGGCAAUAUUUUGGGAAAGAAGACUGCAGAGUUUGAAAAAUGGUUUCCUGAGAUUGUGUUGUGUGUUGUAAUCUUUAGUCAAUAAGGUUGUGUAGUUUCUAGAGAGAGUGAUUGUUCAUAGUGUUUGAAUAUUGAGAGCCAAUAGAUUUAUCAGUGUAAGGUGGUAGUAACCAACAUGACAGAAGAUGGGAUACUUUCAGGAACUUGAUUGUAUGAUGAUCAUAAGUCAAACAGACAAAUUCAAUU
This is a messenger RNA of Brassica rapa (field mustard), 1634 nucleotides long. Its product is annotated as transcription factor TGA6. NCBI's taxonomy places the organism in Eukaryota, Viridiplantae, Streptophyta, Magnoliopsida, Brassicales, Brassicaceae. Gene Ontology annotation, molecular function: sequence-specific DNA binding; DNA-binding transcription factor activity. The record is from RefSeq and is a predicted model, not a curated record. Gene Ontology annotation, biological process: regulation of DNA-templated transcription; DNA-templated transcription.